UGUCCAUAGCAACCAAGGACAAACAUGGCCAAUGUUAACCACACCGAGAGCCGCUCCAAACGAGUCUUUUUCAACAACAUCGACUCAUACUCAUCCAAAUAUAUCGCGCAGUUCUUGUCGUCAUGUGUCGUCGGAGAGUCUCUCGCUGAUGAAGAGGAGGAAGACAAACAAGAGCUGGCUUCAGAUGGCGCACGAUUUCAGAUAGUCGGAACAGUUGCGAAUAAAGGUGCAAAAAAACAACGUUUUGCAUUGGAGGAAUAUUGGUCUGUGAGUCAAGAGGAGCUCCUGCAGUAUCUGAUGCAGUGUGAUGUUAUUGUGUAUAAUAUCACUGAACACACUGAUCUCAUAGAUGAGGCAACAUGGGCCAUUUCAGCCCUGCACUCUGAAAUUGAACAUUUUGGGUCUUCAAAAAUAUUUAUCCUGCUGUCAACAAUCAUGACAUGGGCAAUGACCAAACCAGCUGAUCCUGAUGAUCCUGACAUUCCCUUGACUGAAGACGACUACAGGAGACGAAGACCACAUCCAAACUUUAAAGAACACACAAGCACAGAGAAACUUGUGCUUAAACUGGGGAAGACUAAAAAGUCAAAGCUGUCUACUUAUGUUGUAACAUCGGGGCUGCAAUAUGGAAUGGGAGAGAGCAUGUUUCACUUCUUCUUUAAAACAGCUUGGCUCGGAGAGCUUAGCAGCGUGCCUGUUUUUGGCUCUGGGACAAACAUCAUUCCUGCCAUUCACAUCCACGACCUUGCAAGAGUGGUGCAAAACAUCAUCGAUCACAAACCAAAAGCACACUACUUCCUCGCUGUGGACGAUUCCAAGAACACUUUUGAAGACAUUGUGAAAGCCAUUGCCUCUGCCCUGGGUUCUGGACAAAUAGAAAAAGUCCCAAAGGAGGAUGCCUGUGGCACAAAGGCAAUUACGAAAACCGACCUGCUUUACCUCAGUGUCAACCUUCAGACUGAGUCGCUUUUCUUAAAGGAUAAAUUAAACUUCCGCUGGGAUUAUGACUCUGGGAUUGUUGAUAACAUAUUUCGUGUGGUGGAGGAAUACAAACAGACACGGCAACUGUUGCCAAUAAAAAUCUGUCUUCUUGGGCCCCCUGCUGUUGGCAAAAGCUCAGUUGCUGCAAAGUUGUGCAGAUAUUACAAACUUCAUCAUAUUAAUGUCAACGAAGCCAUCGAUGAGAAAGUCAGACAACUUAAGGAACUGCUUGCGAGCAGUGAGAAGACACAGGAGACUGAGGAAAUGCUCACUGGUGCCGAAGAGAAGCUUAACACUAUAAAGAACAACAUGCUUCAGAACGAUGGCCAGUUGGAUGAGCAGCAUGUGAUGGACAUCAUAAGGGAGAAGCUAAACUCAAUGCCUUGCAGAAAUCAAGGAUUCGUUCUGGAUGGAUACCCAAAGACCUAUACACAGGCUAAAGAGCUUUUCCAUGAUGCAAACAUGGAAGUAGAAGAUACCAGAUCUUCAAUAUCUCAGUAUAGCAAAGUGUUGAUUCCAGAGUUCGUCUUCUCAUUGGAAGCCACUGAUGAAUUUCUUAAAGAGCGCGUCCGGAGUCUCCCGCAGCAUGUGGCAGAGGAAAUGCACUGCACUCAAGAAGAGUUUACAGAGAGUCUUGCAAAAUUCAGGGAGACUUCGCCAGAAGACGAGUCUUUGCUUGACUAUUUCGAUGAACUGGAAAUCCACCCCGAACACAUCGACGUCGAGAGCGUGGCCGCGGUGGAGAAAAUAAUUAAGACGGUGGGGCGGCCCAUGAACUAUGGCCUGAGUCCUGAGGAAAUGCAGGAGAAGAGGAAAGAGGAUGAAAGGCACCAGCAGCUGAAAAAGGAGGAAGUUGAGAAAGAACUCGUGGAGAAUGAUAAAAUGGCUGCGCUUUUGGACAAAUGGAACAGGAACGUGGCCGAGGUAAAGAAGCAGGAGCAGGAGCUCUUAGAGACACGAUCUGUCCCCGUGAGACACUACUUGAUGAAAUACGUCAUGCCCACUGUCAUACAAGGACUGGUGGACUGCUGUAAGGUCAAGCCUGAUGACCCUGUGGACUUUUUGGCUGAAUACCUCUUCAGGAACGACUCAGAUGAUUAGCUCAUUCUGCUAUAACAAGAAAGUGUCAUUAAAAGUGUUUUUUUUUUGUUUGUUUAAUCUCUAUAAACAGGUGUUAGAUAGCAUAAUACAGUAUUGAGUGUAUUUAACAAACCAAUCAAUAAAAUUAUAUAAAAUAAUGUGGAAAAUAUAAAAAACAUAAAUGUGAAACUUCAUACAAGUUGAACUUCGCGUAUCUUCGAUAUCAGAACAUGAGGACGUGAUUCCAUCAGAAAUCUCUACAGCCUGUCAAGGUACAACUGUGGAAAGCACUCGGAUGCUCCCUCCAGUGUACCAGAGUAUGUGAUUUUACCCUUAUUAGCUGAUAAUUCUGAUUAUGUUCAAGGACACAUUUCGAACAUAGCUGAGAAAACCUAGCGAUCAGGUGUUUUCAGUCUUAUCUGAAAAGAGCAGUGUUAGAGGGGUAACGCAUGCAUAAAACAAUUAGGAUACUUUUUUCAUGUUAAGAGUAAAGUAAUGUGUAACAAGUACGUGGAUUACAUAAGAAGAAUUUAAAAAAAAUAUUUUUUAUGUUUUUUUAACAAGCAAUGUAUUACAAGUAAUGUGCAUUACGUAAUCUUAAAUUGUGUAAAGAUAGUAGCUUGGAGAUUGGAGACAGGCUUAUUUCUGUCAUUUCAAGAUUUUUCUAUUGUAUGUGCAAUAAAUUCAGACUCAGAUCAUGUAAAAAUAAAGUUUAUUUGAAAUUACACCAAAAUAUUAACCCAAAUGAGUUGUGUAAAACUGGAAUGACUUAAGAAUGACAUAUGAUGUUCUCUCAACUCCAAGUCCUC
Molecule: messenger RNA, 2870 nt
Organism: Pimephales promelas (fathead minnow)
Lineage: Eukaryota; Metazoa; Chordata; Actinopteri; Cypriniformes; Leuciscidae
Gene: ak7a
Product: adenylate kinase 7a
Biological process (GO): nucleobase-containing compound metabolic process
Molecular function (GO): ATP binding; nucleobase-containing compound kinase activity
Source: RefSeq, a predicted model, not a curated record